GCUACCGCCGAGUGCUGCUGUGUCGUGCCAAGUCAGUUGCCGGUGUGCGCGCGCUAUGUGAUAGUGUCUGUGUGCGAUAUGACGAGGGUGUUUGCUCUACGCACGUUUUUGUGGAUAUUUGUGUGCGUGGAUUCCAUCUCAGGCCAAGAGUCAAGAUGCUGCACUAAGGUCACAGGAUCAUGUCGGUACGCCUGUGAAAAGCUGUCCCUGGCUUCGGCAGCGUCAGAUUCAGAAUAUAGGGAGCAGCGCCUUCUCGAUGUCCACAACUUCUGCUCUCAUUUGUUGGUGUCAUUUUGGCAGUGCAUCAACCAAACGUUAGAUGAGAUCAGCAAGGGAGAGGGAUGGUCUGGGCGGGCGUGUUGUGGCCUGCCGCAGUCAGAGCGCUGCCAGCAAGCUUGCAUCACUGCUUCUGGGAGGAAGGAUCUCGCCCACAGCUGCCGGCAAAGUGAUGAGCUCGCCUUCUUCACCUGUUUGGAUAAACAACAGAUGGGGGACGAAUGCUGCGCAACAGCCAAGAGUGAUGACUGCAAAGUCGCCUGCAGGACAAUAUUUCGCAGCGAGUUGGCGCCAAAUCGCAAUGCCAAGACGGCGCUCCUGCACGCCUGUAGUGAGGGCAGUCCCAGGACAUUAAGCUGUGUCAACAACUUCACCCGCUCGGCACCCGUCCCCAAUCCUGUGAAAUUUCUGCACUGCUGUGACCAAGCGACGAACGCCGAAUGCCAUGACACAUGCCGGCGUAUCCUGCAGGAGAGUUCCACAGACCAGGAGAUCAUAGAUAGUCUACAGGAGGGCGGCUGCGGACCACCUCUGUUACAUGAGAAGAUCUGGCAAUGUUUCCUGCAAGGCGGUGAGACGGCGCAGAGCGUCGAGUCCUCUCUGAUAGACCGCAUGGGGAUGGACUCGGCCAAACUUCACUGCUGCUCCAAUGCCCGCACUGCCAACUGCCGCAAGUUGUGUCUCAAAACCUUCUCCAACGAGUGGACCGAGUCCUGGGAGGAGUUCAGCGUACAGUGUCUCAGCCAGUUCUCAGAGGACAGCCUGCUCCACUGCAUCGAUGAAGUGGAGGAGCCGUGCGAGCUGGGCUGUGACGGCCUGAGCUACUGUACCAACUUCAACAACCGGCCCACGGAACUGUUCCGCAGUUGCUCGGUUCAGGCGGAUGACGCUGCCCGCAAUGACGUGGCGCUGUGGACAAGCAAGGGAGUGUUGACGCUGCCCGGCCUGCAGAUCCCCAUCCGUAACAUCUCACAUUGCUCGCCACUCACCUGGAAGGCUGUGGCUUGCACGCUGCAGAUCAAGCCGUGUCACCGCACGUCCCACACCAACAGGAUCUGCAGGCAGGACUGUUUCAACCUGCUGAGUCAGUGUAUGGACUGGACGCGCAUGCCAGCUGACACCUCGGCCGCCUCUAUCUGCAGCCGCCUGUCCCCUGACAACCCUAACACUCCUUGCGUAUCACUGGAGCCAUACUUGGAGCCAAGCGACCAGCCCUACAGCCCUCCCAGUGACCAAGUGACCCAGCCCUGCAAGGGUGAUCCCUGCAACAUCGGCCAGGUCUGCGCGGUCAACAGAUACUGUCAACCCUUACGCUCCUGUCAGCCCUACUCCUGCUCUGACGGCUGCAAGCUCGGUGAGGUGUCUCAGCACAUUGUGCCUGUGGGCUCUUACGUCAGGAUCCCGAUAUCCAGCGGGAACAGGGGCUGCCUGAAGAUCUGCCAGUGUCUGGAUGGCGGCAGCAGGGACCUUGACAACCACCUCAAGAUUGAAAACUGUCAACCCAUGCCGUGCUUUCCUUUAGAGGAUUGCUGGAUCGGUAGCAACCGGCAAGAGCACGGCAGCUCGUUCUACAUCGAGUGCAACUUCUGCAGCUGCUACGCGGGUGAGAUGACUUGCACCAAGAAACAGUGCGACAUGGGACUUAGGGACGUGGCCUUCACGAGUCUGCCGUGCAACUGUCCCCCACACCACGUUCCUGUCUGCGGGAGAAACGGCAGGACCUACCCUAGCGCCUGUCUAGCCAAGUGUUCAGGGUUAAAUGACUCAGAUUUUGAGUUCGGCUCCUGCGAGGAGAAGGACCCCUGCACCGGUAACCCCUGUGAUGAGGGAGAGGCGUGUAUACCAGCAAAGAGGGUGUGUCUGUCCUUGUUGCACAGUCCGUGCCCGCAGCAUCAGUGCGUGAAUGUGCGAGACGCGUGUAACACUCAGGAGAGCAACCCUGUCUGCGACACAGACGGCCAUCAACAUCCCAACACCUGUUACCUCGUGCGUUACGGCAAGACCCUCGCCUACCACGGCCCCUGUCUGAGUGGGUGUAGACGGACUGGAGUGGUCUGCGGAAUCGACGGCAACACAUACAGUUCUGAGUGUGCCGCAGUGGCCAGGAAUGUGCUGGUGGACUACCCGGGCCCCUGCCUGGCCGUGGGGCUGAUAGACACACAAGCUAAGCAACAGUGCAGUUCCCCCGUGAUAUGUCCGCCCCUGGCCAGCCCUGGGUGUCUGGGUGUCACUCCCCCAGGAGCCUGCUGUCCAGUCUGCGCGGGAGCCAUUAGAGUCCUCUACAGCCAGAAACAAGUGGACAGGGCUCUGUACGCCCUGAAGUCCACCCAGGCGAUACGGGCGCUGACACUCCAGGCAGUCCUGAGAGCUCUGGACCGUCACGUGACUGUCGCCGAGUGUACGGUACGAGGUCACCUGACCGUGGAGCUCGACAUCCUGGUGCUGGUCGUGCCCGUGAGGCCGGCGCCUUCUCUACUGCAGCUGCAGGCAUGCGUGAGCGAGGCGGAGAAGCUCUCCAACCUGGUGCGACUGGCCAGCCCCAAGCUCGUGUCCGAGCUCAGCGUGGGUACACUAACGGCUGCCAGGGUCGUACACAACGUGGUGGUGAGCGGGGGCAAGGCUCUUUGGCCCACUCCCUCCCUCGCCCUCACCCCCGCGCUGUUCCUUCUGCUCAGGUGCUGGAGUUAGCUAUUCUCCUUCACCCACCCUUCUGAGCCCAAAGAUUCUUAGAGACCACGGUCUUUAAAAUUACCAAAUUUGAUAACACUUGAAGACUGUACCGGAGUUAGAUUUGCUAUAUCAUCAGUACCCGUGUAAAAGUACCGAUCCCUUACUACCACCAGUAAUGUCAAAGACUGUUGGUGACAAUUACCAAGGCACGCAGUGACGUCACGUUAUGGAGACACAGCUGACAGCGGGACAUGCCUGACAUGUUGUUAUGGAGCUCAUUAUAUCUUUGAGCAUAUCCUUGACUCUUCCUUGACUUCUAGUUUAUACUCAACAACUCUUUAUCAAAGCCACUGUAAUAAACACGACUCCUUUUUUUAAAAUGCCAGCUCAAUUUUAUUCUGAUAGAUGUUUUUUACAGAUUACUAACUUUUUAAGAACCUAGAAAUGUUAAAAUGAAGAGUAUAAGAUUAAAGCCUAACCCAAAAGUUUUGUAUUGUAUAAUGACACAAUCUGGUUGUUAUUGAAAUCGAUAAAGAAUUUUUUCCUAAAUAAAGAAAUUUGAUCGUCGGCCAUACUAG
Homalodisca vitripennis (glassy-winged sharpshooter) is the source of this 3524-nucleotide messenger RNA. Its product is annotated as reversion-inducing cysteine-rich protein with Kazal motifs-like. The transcript has 16 exons. Gene Ontology annotation, cellular component: plasma membrane. NCBI's taxonomy places the organism in Eukaryota, Metazoa, Arthropoda, Insecta, Hemiptera, Cicadellidae. Gene Ontology annotation, molecular function: metalloendopeptidase inhibitor activity; protein binding. Gene Ontology annotation, biological process: extracellular matrix organization. The coding region runs from base 79 to 2964 and encodes 961 amino acids. The record is from RefSeq and is a predicted model, not a curated record.